CGGGGCGCGGGUUGUUUGCAGACCGUCAAAGGCAAGUGAAGGUGGCGGCAGCGGCGGCGCGGGGUGCGGCGGGGCGCAGCCAUGACGGAGCUCCAUGAGGUGCAGAUCACGGAGGGGAAGCCCCUGCUGGUGUCCCCUGCCCAGUCCGAGCCAGGCAAGGAUGCUGAGCUAUUAGCUGCCAGACUCUCACAGGACCAUGGCCAGAAGCACUCGGUGGAGACACCUUAUGGACUGGUGACCUUCACCAUCCAUGGCACCCCCAAGCCGAAACGCCCGGCCAUCUUGACUUACCACGAUGUGGGCCUCAACCACAAGUCCUGCUUCGAGACGCUCUUCCACUAUGAGGACAUGCAGGAGAUCGUCAAGAAUUUUGUGGUGGUCCAUAUUGAUGCACCAGGCAUGGAGGAUGGUGCUCCAGUGUUCCCCAUCGGGUACCAGUACCCUUCACUGGACCAGCUGGCUGACAUGAUCCCCUGCAUCCUGCAGUACCUUAACUUCACCAGCAUCAUCGGCAUUGGAGUGGGAGCUGGUGCCUACGUCCUCGGCCGCUAUGGCCUUUCUCAUGCUGAUACUGUGGAGGGUUUGGUACUUAUCAACAUUGACCCCAAUGCCAAGGGCUGGAUGGACUGGGCAGCCCACAAGUUGACUGGCCUGACUUCAUCCAUACCUGAGAUGAUCCUAGCACAUCUCUUCAGCCAGGAGGAGAUCUCUAACAACACAGAGGUGAUACAGCAACGCAGAGAGGCGCUGAGCACAGCCCCCAACCUCAGCAACAUCCAGCUGUACUGGAACAGCUACAAUAGCCGCAGGGACUUGAACCUGGAGCGUGGAGGAGAUGUGACCUUCAAGUGCCCUGUGAUGCUUGUGGUGGGAGACCAAGCCCCCCAUGAAGAUGCUGUGGUUGAGUGUAAUUCCAAGCUGGACCCCACACAGACCUCUUUCCUCAAGAUGGCAGAUUCUGGAGGGCAGCCCCAGCUGACCCAGCCUGGGAAGCUCACCGAAGCUUUCAAGUACUUCGUCCAAGGCAUGGGAUACAUCCCCCACAUCCUCGACAGAAAACUCAGCCAGGGUGGCUUCCUCCUGCAUGACGCGCCUGUCACGGUCCCGCACCGCCUCGCUCACCAGCGCAGCCUCGGGCGACGGCAACCGCUCUCGCUCGCGCACCCUGUCCCAGAGCAGCGAGUCGGGGGGCCCGCAGACACCUGCCGUCCCCACCAUGGAGGUCUCCUGCUAAGCGGAGGAGAGGCAGGGGAUGGUGAUGCCUCCCGCCUCUGACCAGCCGGGCCUUCCCGCCACCCCGCUGGGGGCUCUGGCUGCCACAGCCUGCCACACUCACCCCAUAACGGUACUAAACCAAGGAAAGCCCCAGCAACUACCGGCAGCCAGGGAUGGCCGCCUUUAACACGCCUAAAAGCACAUGGGAUUAACCCCUCGGUUCCCCCCAGCCCCUCAGUCCCUUCCCCACUCUCCCAACCUCGGGGUGGGAGCGGGGGAAAGGAGGAGGAUCUCUGGGGAGCUCUCCCUGCACCCCCUGCUUCCUUGCCCCAAGCUCUGGGAGAUCUCUCUGUCCCUCCCCCUUUGUCCAUCUGUCCUGGGAAAACCACCAGCCCCUAUCUGCGUCCUUGUUCUUUUUGUCUUUCCCGGGGGUGCCUCCAUCCGUUUAUCUGUGCAGAGACCACCUUUUUGGGUAUCCUAAGACCUGCCCAGUGCGAUCUGUCCAAAGGUUACUCUGCCAUCCCCAGAGACUUGUCUGCUCCCCAAACCCACCCAUCCCUCUGUCCUGAGUGUUGUUUUUGGUGUAUCUUGAUGCCUGUGACUCUCCCCUCUCCCCUUUCCAGGAUCUAUUGCAAAUGUAAUGCCCCAACUUCCCCCAGAAUCUUCCCCAUUGAAAGGAUUUGUUUUCUUGACUUGUCUUGGCCUUGGUGUCUCUGAGGUGCAUCUCUUGAGUAAGGGAGAGGUGCCAGGGGGCAAGGGAGGGCGCUGUGCACUAACCCUGCGUAGUUGUUUAGUGGCGUGUGUUUGCAACGGGAUCUGGGAACCAGCGCUGAUCGGAGACUUGCCGAGGCAGCAACUUGUUCUGUUGGGUGGGGGGAGGCUGGGAGCGAGGGGAGGUGUUUCUCUUGGGAUGGCGCGCAGAGGUGAUGUUCUGGGAAGCGAUGCUGAAAUGGCUUCAGCCUGUAGCGAACUCUUGACAACCAUACAUCAACUGUAUUAAGUUCUAUGUGGGAUCCAACCACACCACUCUCUUGAGUGUACUUUGUUUUUAUCUCUUUUGGAUCUGACUGUAGUGGGCUUUGACUGUGAUAGUUUCAGACUGUAGUGGGCUCUGACUGUAUUGAGGGCUGGUUGCAUUGAAUCUUGUUUGUACCAGCCUCUGGUUAUAAUGGCUUUUGACUAGGAGAGGUUCCAGUUAUCCCAGGCCACUGCUGUACUAGCUUUUGACUGUGCUAGCCUUUAUAAGGGGCGCUGUACAAGACUCUUGACUGUAGCAGCUCUUGACUGUCUUAGCUCCAGCUGUAGCAGGUUUGUAAUGGGCACAGAAGAACAGGGCUCUGGAUGUUGAAAGCCUCUUGACAGCACUGAGAUCUGGCUGUGAGUAAAAUGAACAUUGCAAGGACAGGAUCUGAGUGUGACCAACUGGCUGUGUGUGUAGUGGAUUUUGACUGUUGGCUGCAUGGUGGGCUCUGUUGGAACAGGGUUUCACGUGUAGCAGAGCUUUGCCUGUACUUGCAAUGGAAGGGGCUCUGUGUCCAGCUGUGCUGAGCUCCACCUGGGCUGCGGAUGUAAAGGGGCUCUGGUUGUAGCAAAUCUGUGCCCAUGGUGUUCUGCCUACACCAGAGUGAUGGCACAUCCCAGCGAUAACAAUAAAGUCUGUAGAGAAAUCUU
Messenger RNA from Alligator mississippiensis (American alligator), 2886 nucleotides. It is a transcript of the gene NDRG2, whose product is annotated as NDRG family member 2. The transcript has 17 exons. Gene Ontology annotation, cellular component: cytoplasm. The record is from RefSeq and is a predicted model, not a curated record. Bases 82 to 1275 code for a protein of 397 amino acids. Gene Ontology annotation, biological process: signal transduction. Lineage: Eukaryota; Metazoa; Chordata; Crocodylia; Alligatoridae.